CUCAUCGCCACAACCGGAUCACAUCUCACCGUACUCUUUUACCAUGCUCUCUGUAUCAUCCCCUCUAAUUCUCACCGCUCCAGCUUUCUCGGCAAGGCCAGCCACUCAGGCCCGGACACGCGUCAAAUUGGCACCACCGCACGCCUUCGCCACCGCUUCGACCGAGAAUUACACUUCGACGUCGUAUCUGCCGCCGUACCACCCUCACUACAUGGCCGCCGCCGCCGCGUGCUCGUCGUUUUACGAGAUCCUCGGCAUCUCCACGGGAGCCUCGUGUCAGGAGAUAAAGACGGCGUACCGGAGACUGGCGCGCACGUGCCACCCUGACGCUGUGCUCGCCACAAACCUGAAGGACUCGUCGGCCGGAGAGUUCAUGAGAAUCCACGCCGCCUACUCCACGCUAUCGGACCCCGAGAAGCGCGCCGACUACGAUCGCAAGCUCCUUCCCCGGUACCGGCCUUUGACGGCGACGGCGUUCUCGCCCGGCUACAGGCGCCGGAAUUGGGAGACGGACCAGUGCUGGUAACCGAAUUGACUCAACGGCUCGGAUUUUCCCGUGUCGAGCACUACUAAUCCAGAUUAGAGUAAAGAUAAUUAAUAGAUUAGUCGGAAAGGAGAGGAUACAUAUGUAAAUACAUAGACCUAUUACCCGUAUGUAUAUAUCAUAUAAAUGGACGGAGUUUAUUGUACA
Messenger RNA from Corylus avellana, 691 nucleotides. RefSeq names its product Chaperone DnaJ-domain superfamily protein (gene J11). The record is from RefSeq and is a predicted model, not a curated record. Lineage: Eukaryota; Viridiplantae; Streptophyta; Magnoliopsida; Fagales; Betulaceae.